Molecule: messenger RNA, 1437 nt
Organism: Trypanosoma cruzi
Lineage: Eukaryota; Euglenozoa; Kinetoplastea; Trypanosomatida; Trypanosomatidae
Product: polynucleotide kinase 3'-phosphatase, putative
Exons: 1
Coding region: 1-1437 (478 amino acids)
Biological process (GO): DNA repair
Molecular function (GO): polynucleotide 3'-phosphatase activity; double-stranded DNA binding; ATP-dependent polydeoxyribonucleotide 5'-hydroxyl-kinase activity
Source: RefSeq, a predicted model, not a curated record
AUGAAGCGCGCCAGGAGCCCCUCACCGCAGGCGUUAAGAAACAAGAUCUUGCCGGCCUCUUUACUUGCUGAGUGGAAGCUGAUUCAUGGUUCCGUGUUGGCGUUGCCGCCGUCAGCCGACGUGGUGCGACGCUCACUGGUUGGCAUUCCUGGAAAGAGUCUGCGCCUCAAGGUGGCCGCCUUUGACUUGGAUGACACACUCAUCGUGCCGCGGAGCGGGGCGGUCUUUCCUCGUGACGACCCCAGUGACUGGAAGUGGCUGCUGCCGGUGGUGCCGCAGUACUUACGGCUGCUGUACGACGAGGGCUUCAUGGUUGUCAUCUUGAGCAAUCAGUCCGGGAUUGGGGGAAAGGGGUGGAAUGUGAAGAAGGCAGAAAGCAUCAAGAGGAAGAUUGUUGCAAUGAGCGAGGCUCUUCAAAUGCCACUGACCGCCUUCCUUUCCACAAAGGAGGAUGUCUGGCGGAAACCAAACGUGGGAAUGUGGAGACUUCUUGAGGAACACGCGAGUGCCGUCGCGGCGGCGAAAAUUAUUGUUGCCGGCGAUACUUCCGGGCACGUCUUUUACGUUGGGGACGCCGCUGGGCGGAAGACCGCCACGUUGGCAGGGCGGAAGAAGGACUUCAGUUGCUCCGAUCGCAAGUUUGCCCUCAAUAUUGAUGUCCCGUUUCUCACGCCCGAGCAGUUUUAUCACUGCCCGAAGGCGGAGCUGUUUCGCAGUGACGGUCACAGUACCCAAAAGGGAGUGGAGAAAUUUAUCUCCAAGCGGCUCUUGGCGGCGGCUGAUGCACCGUGCGAGGUGGACUGGGACGGAUUGGGUCCCAGUGAACUUCAAAGCCUGCAGUCAUCGUACGAUAACCUCACGAUCAACUGCAUUAACGCAGAUGGGGAAAGAUGCACGUUGCAGACAAGUUCACCGGCGGCUUUUCAUCGGACGGCGCAGGAAAUGGUGAUAUUUGUGGGAUACCCUGGAUGCGGCAAAACAACGUUUUUUAACCGCUUUUUGAAGCCGGCCGGCUACGUACACAUCAACCGGGAUAUCCUCAAGAAGAAGGAGAAGUGCCUGUCGGAGGCCGAAAAGUGGUGGAAUUCCGGCAAAAGUAUCGUUGUCGAUAACACGAACCCGUCGCAUAGUGACUGCAUGCCUUUUAUCGCCAUGGUGAGGCAAUCUCGUCCUGGCGUCACCCCAUUACCGGUGCGUGUGUUUGUGUUUCAGGCAUCGAAGGGGUUGUCGAUGCAUAUGUCGAAUGUGCGUGCCCGACUUGGUCUUUCACCGCGAAUCAGCCGGAUUGCUUACAACGUGUUUCAGUCAAAACAUGAAGUCUGGUCGUCAACAUCUGUGAAGACGGCGAAUGUUGGGGAAGUUCUUGAGAUUCCACCAGUGGCGUGCUUUGAGGGCCUCCAAGAGGGUAUAAGAAGGGAGUUUUUUUUGCUGUCGUGA